This is a messenger RNA of Spodoptera litura, 712 nucleotides long. RefSeq lists its product as uncharacterized. The record is from RefSeq and is a predicted model, not a curated record. Gene Ontology annotation, biological process: maintenance of rDNA; regulation of sister chromatid segregation; DNA repair. NCBI's taxonomy places the organism in Eukaryota, Metazoa, Arthropoda, Insecta, Lepidoptera, Noctuidae. Gene Ontology annotation, cellular component: nuclear speck; cytosol.
AUGAAAAUAUUCGAACUUUGAAUGAAAAUUAAAAUGUAGUUUCGCCACUAACAAAAUUAAAAAUAUGUUAAUUACAUAUUUUUUUCAAAUUAAACAGUUGAAUAUAAUUGUAAACAAUCAAUAUUUGAUUUAGAAAAGUUAACAUUAAGUCAAAGUUAAUUAAUAAUUGAACUUCCAAGCCAACUUCGCGUCACAGUUUCUUUUUAUUAUUAAUUUAUUGUAGACUAUUUAGAAUGUCUCUAGAUCCGCGAAAGUAUUUACUAAAAGAUUUAAUCAACAAACCGCCACCGAUAGAUGUGUGGUUACAAGGCACCAUCGAACAAACGGUAGGAGCAGAUAUUUUAAUAAUAUCCGACUCAACAGGACGAGCAAAAAUUACGAAAUGCGAAACAGCACACGGCAUUAUUGAUAAAAGUUCACUAAGAAAAGGAACAUACUGCUGCAUAAUUGGAACUGCUGUAUCGACAAAGAAGUUGCCUGAAGUUCAAGCUAGCAAGUUCAUAGACUUAACUGAGCAACUUCAUAUGAAACUGGCAUGGGAGACUGAAGUUAAAGAAGCAAACUUAUUUCUCGAAGGGAAACUGAUACCAAAUGUUUAACCUGUUAUUUGCCUCUAUAUGAGACAAUAACAAAUUAUAUUAUUAUUGUCUUGCCUCAAUCAAUGUUCCAACAGACCAAUGGUUAAGUAAAUAAAACAAGUGUUUUUAUAAAA